UUUUUUUUGUAAUGUUUAGGUUAAAAAAGUUACCCAAAUUAUAUACUCGCCCUAUAAAUGCACGAUGGAUGGGAACAGCCAGAACUAUGGCAACGGCUUCCAUAGUUACCCAACAACCAAAAACGCGAAACGUUCCUCGUUUAUGGAAAGCAACAGCCUUAGUUGCUACUUCAGUUGCUGCUUUGAGCUUAUCAGGUACUCAGGUGUUUGCUUUAGAAGCAAAUGAAUCUUUAGGAGAUACUAUGUGUAAAGCUAUUGUUCAGAACGAUAUGAAAACAUUAAAAAAACUAGCAGAAGAUCCUAAUUUCACACCCAAUGUAUAUCAUCGUUAUGGGUGGACACCAUUGCAAGUUGCUGUCAUUCAGGAUAAUGAGCCAAUGGUUCAGUUCUUACUUGAAAAAGGAGCAGACCCAAAUCUUCAGGAUCAAUACUACCCUAGAUCUCAUCAAGCUGCCAAUAUCCGUCAAGUUGAUUUCUCAGAAGACUUACUGCCUUAUCGUGAUUACCGAGAAUAUACAGCACUUCAUUAUGCUGUUAUUAUUUGUAAUCCGACCAUUGUAAAAAUGCUGCUGGAUCGUUUAGCAGAUCCACUUGUGCGUAACUCGAAUGGAUUGACACCUCGUGAAUACUUGUAUUACGUUGAGAGAUUUACUGGCGAACAAAACACGUCGAUUGAAGAAAUGUUGCAUCAGAAGGAAACUUCGUAUCCUAAAGAUAAGGCUGAGCAUGAUGAACGUCAACGUAAAGCACAACUUCAAAGAGAAAAAGAAUACCGCAAAAAACACCCAUUAGAAGACGCUUUAAAGGCUCGUAUUGUGGGUCAAUUAGGUCCUAUUCAUGCGCUUGCAAGUGCCAUUCGACGCAAACAAAAUGGCUGGCAUGAUGAAGAGCAUCCUUUGGUAUUUAUGUUUUGUGGUCCCUCUGGUGUAGGCAAAACAGAGUUGGCCAAAGCAUUGGCGCAGCAUCUUCAUGGCAAGCAGAUUGACAAAGGAUUUGUUCGGAUUGAUAUGAGUGAAUUUCAGCACAAGCAUGAUGUAUCCCGUUUUAUUGGUUCGCCUCCAGGCUAUGUUGGCUAUGAAGAAGGUGGUCAAUUGACGGAGAAACUCAAAGAAUGUCCAAAUGCAGUAGUCCUGCUUGAUGAAGUUGAAAAAGCACAUCCUGACGUAUUGACUAUCAUGCUUCAAUUGUUUGAUGAAGGACGUAUUACAGACGGCAAAGGCACUACGGUUGAAUGCAAAGAUGCUAUUUUUGUCAUGACUUCCAACUUGGCUCAACAUGAAAUUGCGGAUGAAGCUGAACUCUUGAGACUUGAAGCCUCUGUGUCUUCAGAUGCGCAAUCUACAGGCACUGCUACUGUUGUUGAACCCAAACAACAGCAGCAACAACAAGAGAAGGCAGGUGAACGCCAAAUAUCAUUAUCCCGUCAGUUUAUUGACAAAACCAUCUAUCCCAUUCUCUAUGAUCAUUUCCACCGCGACGAAUUCCUUGGACGUAUCAACGAAGUCUUGUUCUUUUUACCUUUCAGUGAAGAAGAAUUAAGAGAAAUAACCUCAAGAGAAUUAUCUAGAUGGGCAGAAAAGGCAAGAACGCGACACAACAUUGCAAUUACUUGGGAUCCUGAAGUAGUAGAUGUCAUUGCUAAGGGAUAUAAUAUUCGUUAUGGUGCUCGUAGUAUUAAAUAUGAAGUAGAACGCAAGGUAGUUAAUUUAGUGGCCAAGGCUAAUGAAAACGAUGAUGUAUUGGAUGGUGGCAGAGUUCAUAUUGUGGUAGAGAAGUUAGGAGAGCAUCGUAUUCCUAAGAUUGAAAUCCCUGAAAGAGGAGGUGAUGAUAGCAAAAAGUCUAGUAUUGGAAGUUGGUUCAGCAAAAAUUGACAUCGUUUAUCUCAUUCAAGUAAUAAAGAAAAAAGU
Gilbertella persicaria is the source of this 1907-nucleotide messenger RNA. RefSeq names its product P-loop containing nucleoside triphosphate hydrolase protein. The transcript has 9 exons. Bases 12 to 1871 code for a protein of 619 amino acids. Gene Ontology annotation, cellular component: cytoplasm; mitochondrion. The record is from RefSeq and is a predicted model, not a curated record. Gene Ontology annotation, molecular function: ATP hydrolysis activity; ATP binding; protein binding. NCBI's taxonomy places the organism in Eukaryota, Fungi, Mucoromycota, Mucoromycetes, Mucorales, Choanephoraceae. Gene Ontology annotation, biological process: cellular response to heat.